CCUCUCUCUCUCUCAGUCACUCACUGGAUAUGCUCACGAGCGAGUCAGACGGGCGCAGACAUACAGAGAAGAGUAAGCACAUGUGACACAGAACAUAUCAUGGUUGCAACUCACCAGAUGGAAACCAUUGCAUGAGAUAACAAACCUUUCUCUGAACUAAGUUCAAUGGGAGCAGAAUGUCUGUGAAUGCCCCCAGCAGCAGUGAUGCAUGUUUAAGCAUCGUUCACAGCCUGAUGUGCCACCGCCAGGGAGGAGAGAAUGAGAGCUUCGCCAAACGUGCCAUUGAAAGCCUGGUAAAGAAACUCAAAGAGAAAAGAGAUGAGCUUGACUCCCUCAUCACCGCUAUCACCACAAAUGGAGUCCAUCCAAGCAAGUGCGUCACCAUACAGAGAACGCUGGACGGACGUUUGCAGGUGGCUGGGCGGAAGGGUUUCCCUCAUGUCAUAUAUGCUCGUCUGUGGCGAUGGCCAGACCUCCACAAGAAUGAACUCAAGCAUGUCAAGUUCUGUCAGUAUGCGUUCGAUCUGAAGUACGAUAACGUGUGUGUGAACCCCUACCACUAUGAGCGUGUGGUGUCCCCUGGGAUUGUGGGAUUCAGUUUACCAAACACAGGCAGGCUGAUAAAAGAAGAGCACAUACAUGACUGCAUCCAGAUGGAGGGUCCGUCGAGUAUGACCUUACAGCAAGACCAUCAUCCUCCAGAUCACUACAGCCCACAGCCGCUGAGACUGAUGUCCCCAGAGCCUCCCCAGCGGACCACUUCCUCGGUCACUCUAUACCCCAGCCUGCCCCUCUCUCCACCCUCGAGUGCUUCCAGGUUGUCCAUGCAGGUGGAACGCCCUGAAGGACUGUUGCAGAUCGCCUCCCCAGCGGGACGAGCCUUGACCUCCAGCUCUCCACCUUCCACCCCAACACACAGUCACGCACCCACACACAGCCAGCCCUCAUCCCAGCAGCCCUCUGUUAGUCAGAGUGAAUACAACACCUCCAAACACACACAGACACAGGGCUCUUACCACACAACAACCUGGACAGGGACCAGCACAGCCUCUUAUACUCCUACUGGACCACAGCAAAAUGGGCGGAGUCACCAGCAAGCCCCUCCCCCUCAUACCAGCCACUUCUGGUCUCAGCAUCACACACCAGCCUCAUACCCUCAACCAGUCUCCAACCAUCCAGGACCAGAGUUCUGGUGCUCAGUCUCUUAUUUCGAGAUGGACGUGCAGGUCGGGGAGAUGUUUAAGGUUCUAGCAAACUGUCCUGUGGUGACGGUAGAUGGAUAUGUGGACCCUUCGGGCGGGGACCGCUUUUGCUUGGGUCAGCUUAGCAAUGUUCACCGAACUGAUGCCAGUGAGAGGGCAAGGCUUCACAUUGGUAAAGGUGUUCAGCUGGAGUGUCGUGGGGAGGGGGACGUGUGGAUGCGUUGCCUUAGUGACCAUGCUGUCUUCGUGCAAAGUUACUACCUGGACAGGGAGGCAGGGAGAGCGCCAGGGGAUGCUGUUCACAAGAUCUACCCAGGAGCCCUCAUUAAGGUGUUUGAUCUUCGUCAGUGUCACAGACAGAUGCAGCAGCAAGCUGCGACUGCGCAGGCAGCUGCAGCUGCGCAGGCUGCAGCGGUAGCUGGGAACAUCCCUGGGCCUGGCAGUGUUGGAGGAAUUGCUCCAGCCAUCAGUCUGUCGGCUGCAGCUGGAAUAGGUGUUGAUGACCUGCGUCGUUUGUGUAUCUUGCGUCUGAGUUUUGUAAAGGGUUGGGGACCUGACUACCCUCGACAGACCAUCAAGCAAACACCAUGCUGGGUGGAAGUUCAUCUACACCGUGCCUUGCAGCUGCUGGAUGAGGUCCUGCACACCAUGCCCCUCGCUGAUCCUGGACCUGCCAACUGACCCACAGACUGCAAAAUAUACAAGUCCUGUCACAAAAACUUUCGUCUUGAAAGACAGAGAAACAGAGAGACACACACACCUGCACAGGCAAACAGUGACUCAUAGUACCACAUACACGUAUAAGCCGUCAUGCCUUCACACACACACACAGUCUUUCCACAGGCUUUUCCUUGGCCAGCAAAGUGCCUCUGAACUGACCAGUGUUUAGUCCACUCUUGGGUGCUGUUGACUCGGUUGUCAUGGUAACACAGACCAAAGGCCCCACUGAUGAGUUCACACUAAUGGAGGUCCAAAAGAGGUGGAAGUAUUGAAGAGGGAGAGAAAGAUCCAUAUAGCUGAAAAUAUUAUGACGCAGUUAAUAUACUUUAAGGGAUAGUUCACCCAAAAAUGAAAAUUCUGUCAUCAUUUACUCAGGUUCAGAAAUCUCAGAUUUCAUUUAAAAUAUCUUCAUUUUUGUUUUGAAGAUUUAGAACGACAUGAGGGUGAGUAAUUGAUGACAAUUUUUUCAUUUUUGAAAAUCCUCAGAGACCAAAAAAUUGAAAUUUAUAUUUUUUACCCUUUAACAUGUCUUUAGGAUGCCAUUAGUUAUAAAACCAUUUAUUAUGGCAAAAUUACAUUGGAGUUUAAUUUGAAAAAUUGCAGCGCUCGGCAUUUAGGGUUGCAAAAAUUUACUACUAUUUUUCAAAACACUAAGUGAAUGUUUUGAAUUCACAACAGUUCAUAACUAAUAUAUUUCAAAAAUAAUAUAUUAGUAAGGACACAGUCAUGAAAAAUUAAGAAAUGUCAAUAUUUGAUCAUUUUAAUACUGUAAAUAUUCAUAUCAAAGCAAAUUUUAAAUGUAACGUAUUAAUUUUAAUACCACUUAAUUAAACAUUUUAUAUAUAGAAUAUAACGAUGAAACAGCUAAAAAUUUUUAAAUAUUUUUGUACCAUUCAUUAGCCUUCAUUGUGUGAGAACAAUAGAAAAAUGUUUCAUCCCUAAUGCCCUGUGUUGCAUUUUUGCCACUCUUCAAAAAUUGCCACUCUGAAAUUUAUCAAUUUCUGAGUGUCAUCUAUUCUACUGUUACGUCACGUGUAGUUUUUUUCCCACAUUUACUAAAAAUUAGGUAUUAUUUACUUGCUUUAUACAAACAUUGCAAUUCUGCUACACUAGGUCUUCAUGGGUAAAGCUCUGACUUAAACUGAUUUAUCAUAGUUCUUAAAGUGGCAGCUGAUCUGAAUUCUGAGUGCAAGCAGGAAGUCCAUGAACAAAUGCAUUUAAAACCAGCUAAUAAAAAGGAUAGAAAUAUGUGCUGUAGUCUACAAACCCAUUUUAUUUAACCUGACAAAUCUUGAAAUGAGACCAAAAACAAGUGAUCUCAGGAACAAAGAAUCUGCAGUUUUAAUGACAAUCAAAUUAUGAAUACCAUAAGAGUUUAUAAUUCAGUGAUACAGAGAUAAAAGUUUUGUUAACAGGGGGAUUUUCAUCUGUUAGGCUAGACAUGAGUGAUGCCAUAACAGUCUGACACAUCCAUACAUGUUCAUUCCUUUAUAAGCCAUGACACUGAGACAGGACUGAGGACACCUAGUGGUUAUUUUAAGUAUUACAUUCCCUUUAUACACAGCCCUGCAUUAGACAUGAGUUACCCGACUCUUAAGCUUUAUAUAUUACGAAUUGUGUUUAAUUCAAAGAUUAUUCGAGAGGCUGUGUUAUAUUGUGAAUAUAUUAAUGGAAAAAGGGAGUUGUUAGUAUAUGCAUUUCCUAUUAUUAAAUUUUGUCAAAUCCCACUUGCUUAUUGUAGGACAAUGUAUAAGGAGUCUGCCACUAAGAGGGCCCUCCAAACAUGUGUGUUCCAGGAUCAUGAUCCAGCCGUGACUAUAUUCAGAAUACAGUGCACACUCAAGUGCCUUAUUGCUUCCAUAAACGGUCACUACAUAAUAAAAAAUAUUAAGAAAAGUAAA
Ctenopharyngodon idella (grass carp) is the source of this 3823-nucleotide messenger RNA. It is a transcript of the gene smad10b, whose product is annotated as SMAD family member 10b. Gene Ontology annotation, cellular component: heteromeric SMAD protein complex. NCBI's taxonomy places the organism in Eukaryota, Metazoa, Chordata, Actinopteri, Cypriniformes, Xenocyprididae. The transcript has 13 exons. Bases 177 to 1883 code for a protein of 568 amino acids. Gene Ontology annotation, molecular function: DNA-binding transcription factor activity, RNA polymerase II-specific; I-SMAD binding; RNA polymerase II cis-regulatory region sequence-specific DNA binding. The record is from RefSeq and is a predicted model, not a curated record. Gene Ontology annotation, biological process: BMP signaling pathway; regulation of transcription by RNA polymerase II; anatomical structure morphogenesis.